AUGUCUCCAUCAGAAGAGCCUCCUAUCUCCUCCAAGUUUCUGCUCCGAAACAGAACUAACGAGUCUCCCUCACCCACAUCUGCGCAAAAGCUGUUCAAUUCCUUAAAAAAGGAGAUAGUCGAAACAAACGGACCUUCCUACCUUGAACGGGAAGGUAUUCCCCCUGAUAUUGGCUAUAUACUGGCUUUGAGCCUGUCUCAAGACGGCGAAGUCGAAAGCAAAAGUGUCAUAAUCUCGUACAAUCCAACUACUGAGACAUUGAACGUGAAGAUGCCCUCACACACUCACGCCUCCAUAAUGCCAUGGGCCGUAAAUGAAUUCACCAUAGCCUCGAUCUCCGGCUUUUGGUCAAUUACAGAGCUUGACGAGGUGUCACUCACAGGAAGCCCCGGCAUGCAUAACUUCCCAGCACCGUGGCAAAACGUAUACCUGGAGCCAGAUUUGGUAUUUGUGUACUCGGCGUCCGGUGCGCGCGACCUACCCACCGUUGUAUUUGAAGUAGGCUACUGGCAAUCCUGGCCAAGUCAAAUACAAAAUAAGAAUCUGUGGCUGGAGGCGGCAUCUAGCGUCAAUGUUGUCGUCUUGAUAAAGUGGAACCAGUGCAACAAUAGUAGGGUAGCCGGAUAUCUGGAGCUUUUUCGCCGUGGCAGCCCCCCGACUCACAUACAAAUCUUUCCAACCCCUGCGCCUGGAACCGCCCCCCAGACGCUCCCAUUCUAUCGCCAAGACUUCUACCCUCCUGGUGCAGUGCUGCCCGCCGGCCGAAAUGCCACUGACGUUUGGCACUGGAACAUGGAUAAUUUCCGCAUGAGGGCAACUAGCUCAAUGCUGCUGCCCCAAAUCUGGAAGAAUUGGCGACGGCAUGACAGUGAGUCCUUGUCCGCGGCUUUCUUCCUGUCCUGGGCCAUGGCCGGAGUUCCCCUCGGCGUCUACAAUAUUGCAGAUAAUUUCAAUAUUGCUCUCCAAGUUCAGCCAAAUAUUCUCAUCUUCCUAAGUCUCUUCACUUGGUCUCAAUGCAAGUACUACGGAGACAACUGGAGCCUAAAGAAAGCAGUGCCUGUUGCUAUAGCCAUUGGUGCAGUUCUUGGCGGUACUGAGGCCGGUCUCGUCUUUGCACUCCGCGUGGCCUACAAACGAGGUGAAAGGUGGCCAUCAACAUUGAUGGCAAUCCUUUCCGCCGUCCUUCUUGCGGCGGGAGUACUACGGCAUUACGUCGAUAUGUUUAGAACGCGGUCAGAUGCAGGCUUGUCUCUGAAAUUUGCCCUCCUCGAUGCGAGCGGAGAUGUGGCCUCGAUUUUGUCCGUGAUCUUUCAGCCUUCUCCGAGUAUUCUGGGACUAGUUAUCUACGGUACGGAGUUCGUGAUAUGGCUGGGGCUGAUGAUCAUUUUGUUAUAUUUUCGGGCUGCACAGCGAAGGAAAGCAAGAGACAUUCGAGCGGAUGGGCCAUCCGAUGGUGUGAGUAGCUAA
Aspergillus bombycis is the source of this 1467-nucleotide messenger RNA. Its product is annotated as PQ-loop repeat-containing protein. The transcript is spliced from 4 exons. Bases 1 to 1467 code for a protein of 488 amino acids. NCBI's taxonomy places the organism in Eukaryota, Fungi, Ascomycota, Eurotiomycetes, Eurotiales, Aspergillaceae. The record is from RefSeq and is a predicted model, not a curated record.